Molecule: messenger RNA, 1708 nt
Organism: Sitophilus oryzae (rice weevil)
Lineage: Eukaryota; Metazoa; Arthropoda; Insecta; Coleoptera; Curculionidae
Product: equilibrative nucleoside transporter 3-like
Exons: 10
Coding region: 111-1511 (466 amino acids)
Biological process (GO): nucleoside transmembrane transport
Cellular component (GO): plasma membrane
Molecular function (GO): nucleoside transmembrane transporter activity
Source: RefSeq, a predicted model, not a curated record
AAUCGCAUCGCAUAAUUUUUGAGUCGGUAUUACCUACUUUGACUUUGAACAUUUUUUGGAUAUAAUUUUCGAAUUUAGUUAAAUUAAGUUCUACGAAUUAUAGUGUAAAGAUGAGAUUUUCACUUAAUACAAGAGAUGAUGAAGAAAAACCAAAGUAUUCCCUCAACUAUGAAGACUUCCCGCCAUUUCCUCCACCCAGUGUUGCUGGAGCUUUGCCACCCAGUAGAAGGGGAUCUCGUAUCCCGAUGGACGACAUCCCUGGCUUGCCCAAAAUCAGAUUAGACGAUCCCAACGCGCCCAAGGACAGAUUCAAUUUUGUUUUCGUUACUUUCACCAUAUUUCGUACCAUCAGCGUGCUGCCUAUGGUGUUUUUCGUCACAGCCAAUGAGUACUGGAUGUACAAAUUCAGGACCGUUGAUUCUAACGAUACCAACGCAGAAAGCCGGAACUACAUCCAAGCCAACUAUGCCUCAUUCAACUUGAUAGCUUCAACAUCUACCGGCAUCAUCUGUAAUUUCUUCUCGACUUUUUUGGCUCACAAAAUCAGACUCACCACUAGGGCAUACAUAUCUCUCAUAUUUUUCUCCCUUAAUUUUGUUGUCCAAACUGUUCUAGCUAAGGUGGACACAGAUUCCUGGCAAAUGGGAUUCUUUGCAGUGACCAUGGUGAUUCAAGUUCUUAUAGCAGUACUGAUGGCCAUUGCUGGAACCGGAUCGGUGACAAUCAUGUCCAAGUUCCCAGAUCGCUACAUGAAGAUGUUCCUUUUCGGACAAGGCAUUGGUGGACUGGUCUCGGCACUUUUAAGGCUCGUAACUAUCACAAUUAUGACGGAAACCAUACCAGAAGCUCUGCUAUACUUUUCUUCAGGCUGUGUGUUGAUGGGAACCGCCUUGAUAAUGUUCUUUUUCGCUACCAAAACGCCGUUUUUCAAAUUUUACAUGACCUCUUACAAGGAAGAUGCCAGAAAGAAAGUCCACUCUGUCAGUCAAAUCAUGGACACCAUCAAACUGAUUUGGCCUAUUAUUCUGUUAAAUUUCUUCAACACCGUCAUACCAGUUACUUCUAUCACCAAUUUGGUAGUGUCAGAAUACCACAACACGGGCAGUUUAUGGGGAGAUAAAUAUUUCAUAACUGUGAUGACAUUCCUUUUGGCCGCUUGCUCUGAUAUUGUCGGUAGAGGACUAUCAACAAGAUAUGACGAGCUUUUCUCAAUACCACUCUUGUUUGUAAUAGUUAUAUCGAAAAGUAUUCUCUAUGGGACCAUAAUGAUGUUUACCAGAGCCGAACCAAGGCAUUUACCCAUAAUUUUCGGACAUGAUUGGCAGUAUGGUAUCAUUUUAAGCACUUACCAUUUGCUUGCCGGAUAUUUAAUGAACGUACUCAUAUUACAAACGUUCAAAUUUGUUCCAAAAGAGAAAUAUGAAAUAGCUUUGAUGGUCAGUUUCAUGUUCAUGGGUGUGUUUAUGGGAAUCACUUCGCUGCUGGGUUUGGUCAUGGUAGGCUUGCUAUAAACAAGAAACCUUUCGGCAGCCAACCGAAAUAUAGAGCAAGGACCACAUUAUUAGCUCUCUGUUGAUAUAAAAUUGCUCAAAAUUCUCUAAAUAUGGAGAAAUACAAUUAAGAAUAUUUAGAUCUUAUAGAUUGUACGUUUAAAAAAACACUUAGGCUAGGUAUUUUAUUGUAUAUUAUUUAUUUUUUUUAUAUAAAU